GAUGUGCACCUUACUUUCCGUAACUUGACUCACCCAAGGGACGUACCCUGGUUUUCCAUGACAAGUUUUUGCUGCUACAUUUUCUUUUUAACAACCGUGGUGUAUUCUCACAUGGAAACGGCGGACAGACGCCCGACCUAAACAUUCCCCUCAACAAACUGAACGGUGCAUGUCUUUGUAGGUGGGAGGAAGCCGGAGUACCCGGAGGGAACCCAUGCAGUCAUUGGGAGAAGAUGCAAACUACACACAGAAAGCCCCUUUCCAAUUACGAUGGUUUUUUUUGCAACUCCCCAUGUCUUUGUUUACAUAAGUCCAACCACAACUGGUUCUCUAACCUCCCUUCUCCCUAACCGUGGUGAUCUGUGGCCGCCAACAAACAGCAAGUCGUGCGUGAUGAGCACCCUGCACCAGCAGCAUCAUGGGAGCGCAGGCUCAGAGCGGGAACUCAACUCUGCAGCCUCCUCCAACAGCCUGCCCUCUGUCAGGAAGACCACCAAGAAACGCAGCAUCUCACUCCAAGCGCUCUUCGGCAGGCGGCGUCGGGCCGACCGCGAGCCCAAGCGCAAGUCCAAAGCUGUGCCCGACGGAUCUGUGCCUGACUGCUUGGUCAGCGUAGACAAUGUCCCGUCGGAGACUUCGGCAGACAGAACGUCGGCCCACUCUGUCCCUGGGGCCGUGUCAGCGUCCUCGGUGACGGGGUCUAUGUCUGAGCUGCUGGAGUGCCCGCUGUGCCUGCUGCGCCACGCCCGCGACCGCUUCCCAGACAUCAUGACCUGCCAUCACCGCUCCUGCGCUGACUGCCUGCGACAGUAUCUGCGCAUCGAGAUCUCAGAAUCACGGGUCAACAUCUGCUGCCCGGAGUGCUCGGAGCGCUUCAACCCCCACGACAUCAGCAUUAUCCUGGCCGACCGUGCCCUCAUGGAGAAGUACGAGGAGUUCAUGCUCAGGCGGUGGCUGGUGGCCGAGCCUGACUGCCGCUGGUGCCCUGCCCCCGACUGUGGUUACGCAGUCAUCGCUUUCGGUUGUGCCAGCUGCCCGAAAAUCACAUGCGGCCGCGAGGGCUGCGGCACGGAGUUUUGCUACCACUGCAAGCAGCUGUGGCACCCCAACCAGACGUGCGACACGGCGCGGCAACAGCGGGCGCAACACUUCCGCCUGCGCAGUUUCAGGUCCUCGUCACUCAGCUACAGCCAAGAGAGCGGCGCCGCAGGUGACGACAUCAAACCGUGUCCCCGCUGCGCUGCUUGCAUUAUUAAGAUGAACGAUGGGAGUUGUAAUCACAUGACCUGCGCCGUCUGCGGCUGCGAGUUCUGCUGGCUCUGCAUGAAAGAAAUCUCUGACCUGCACUAUCUUAGUCCGUCAGGUUGCACCUUCUGGGGAAAGAAGCCCUGGAGCAGAAAGAAGAAGAUCCUGUGGCAGCUUGGCACCUUAGUGGGCGCGCCCGUGGGGAUUGCACUCAUCGCAGGAAUCGCCUUCCCUGCGAUGAUCAUCGGCAUCCCCGUUUAUGUGGGCAGGAAGAUCCAUAAUCGAUAUGAGGGCAAAGACAUCUCCAAGCACAAGAGGAACCUGAUCAUUGCCGGGGGCGUGACGUUGUCCGUCAUUGUGUCUCCCGCUGUGGCAGCCGUCACUGUCGGUAUUGGCGUCCCCAUCAUGUUGGCAUACGUCUACGGGGUAGUGCCCAUCUCGUUGUGCCGGAGCGGCGGAUGCGGCGUGUCUGCAGGCAACGGCAAAGGGGUGCGCAUUGAGUUUGACGGCGAGAACGACAACAUGGGUGGUGGCGCCGCAGCUACGGAUACCACUUCAGUGGCAGAGACCAGACUGAACAACCCCAGCCUUUGCGACGGCGCCAGCGUGGGGGGCCUAACAGGAUUGAGCCUCAGCGUGAGUGGUAGCCACAUGGAGCGCUGCGGCGUCAGCUCGGCCCAGCGGGACAACAUGAGCGACAAUGUUAGCACCACAGCCCUCGCCGGAACCAGCAUCACCGGCAGUCUGUCUGGAAGCUGCUACAACAGGAUGGAAGUGCAGGCUGACGUCCAAAAGGAGCGUUGCAGUCUGAGUGGCGAGUCGGCCACCGUGAGCCUCGGGACCAUCAGCGACAACGCCAGCACGAAAGCAAUGGCCGGCUCCAUCCUCAGUGCCUACAUGCCUCUGGAAAGAGACAACAGUGUGGAGGGUCAAACAGACGUGGAGUCCAAAGAGGAAAAUGUGAGACACUGCAGCGCCAGCAGCAGCCUGGAUGAAGCCAGCAGCGGGACCACGGGCUUCAAAGGGGUGACGGCUGGCCCGUCCGACGGUCAUGGCCGCCCGCCUUCGCCCUGGUCAAAAGAGGCCCCCGCGGCAGCGUGCAAGAAGAACAAAGGGAAACUGUGGAAGCGAGGCAAGGCGGAAUCCAAAAUGAACCACACGGACGCUCAGCUGCUGGAGCACCGCAGCACCAACUCCUCAGAGUUCGACUUGCCCUCGCUGAGCGGCAGCCUGCCGUCGGUGGCCGACUCGCACUGCAGCCACUUGUCGUCGGAGCUCAGCUGCUCCGACCCAGAAACUGUGAGACCGGCUCACCCCCUGUGCUCUGACACGGCGGAGCCUUGCGCAGCCGCCACCUCUGUCGUCUUGGGUGAGCUGGCCGUCACGCCCAUGCCCGAAGUGGAGCACGAUCGCCUGGAGCAGCUCCUGCCUCAUAGGAGCCACUCUGCCUUCAGCCACUGCCUCGUGUCUUCAUCGCCGCCCACCUCCCCGACAGAUAGUGUUCUGUUCAUCACUGAAGAGGGUGAAGGCAACACCGCCGAUCCCCAUGACAACAUUAGCGGACCCACUCGUGACACUGCUGCAUCGCCUGUGAGCACCACAAGUAGGCGCUGCAUUCAAACUGAGAUCUAAAAGGUUCACUUACUUACCAUUAAAUUGGGGUCUUAUUGGCUGUUAAGACAGGAACGGAGAAAGUCAGCGUGGGUUGAAGGGGUCAAUGAGUCAAGCGUUUUGCAGCGUGGAAGUUGAGCAUAAAGGUUUUUUACGGAGGUCGACUUGAAUGUAGGUUUUUACACAUAACUUUAAUUUUUUACGUCAUUGCUGCAUCCACCACCGUGCCACACUUUUCUGAGGGACCAUUUAGUAGCACAUUUUUAGAUCAAUUGAAACAGACUGUGGUUAUUAGCUUAUCACUUGUUUAUUUGUGCAAAGAGUCUUGCUUAUUAUUUUCCAUUUUGGGAAAGUUGUAUUUAUAUGUUGCAGCCCUGUGUUGGGUCCAAACUUUUUAUUUAAAAUCGAAUGUUGUCACAAGACUUCUUGUGGAUCCUUCCAACAGUCUUUUAAUAUUGAUUAAAAAUGUUGGAUCAGCUAAAAAUGUAUUUGUGGUUUUAACCUAUGCAAAAAAGCACCCUGAGUUGCUUCAAGUAUUUCUUUUAAUUCUCUUUGACUGGCCAAAGUUAAAAGAACAAGCAGAGUAGCAGCUGUACAACUUCACCAGAAAAAAAAGACCAAUCAACAUGCAAAACUGGUUUCUUUCAGUACAUUUUAAAUCUUUCAUUUUAAAAUAUUCAUGCUCAUCUUUUUUUUUUUACUAUUAUACCUUUUUACUUUGACGGCAAAUGCUAGUAAUUGUUUGCCCCUAUUAAGUGCCUUUUGGGGAUAACACUUUGCAAGGUUAUCCUGUUUUUGAUCCCCCAAAUAAAUCCUGUAAGCUUGCAAGACUUCUUGUGGAUCCUUCCUACAGUCUUUUAAUAUUGAUUAAAAAUGUUGGAUCAGCUAAAAAUGUAUUUGUGGUUUUAAUCUAUGCAAAAAAGCACCCUGAGUUGCUUCAAGUAUUUUCUUUUAAUUCUCUUUGACUGGCCAAAGUUAAAAGAACAAGCAGAGUAGCAGCUGUACAACUUCACAGCCAGAAAAAAAAGACCAAUCAACAUGCAAAACUGGUUUCUUUCAGUACAUUUUAAAUCUUUCAUUUUAUAAUAUUCAUGCUCAUCUUUUUUUUUUUAACUAUUAUACCUUUUUUCUUUGACGGAAAAUGCUAGUAAUUGUUUGCCCCUAUUAAGUGCCUUUUGGGGAUAACACUUUGCAAGGUUAUCCUGUUUUUGAUCCCCCAAAUAAAUCCUGUAAGCCUGAAUGCUUUUAAGAGGGUUUUCUUCCUUCUUAUUAUAAUUGUUUGUAUAAUUCUUUAAAGACUGGGGCCAGAUCUUUUUUAUCCCCAUAUUUUCUAGCAUCAAACACACGCAAAAUAUAUAUUUACUAAUUACUGGCUUUGUAACGUGCAUUUAAAUACAUAUCU
This is a messenger RNA of Nerophis lumbriciformis (worm pipefish), 4258 nucleotides long. RefSeq names its product ring finger protein 19A, RBR E3 ubiquitin protein ligase (gene rnf19a). Gene Ontology annotation, biological process: protein ubiquitination. Gene Ontology annotation, molecular function: ubiquitin-protein transferase activity; zinc ion binding. Lineage: Eukaryota; Metazoa; Chordata; Actinopteri; Syngnathiformes; Syngnathidae. The record is from RefSeq and is a predicted model, not a curated record.